Messenger RNA from Lachancea sp. 'fantastica', 1416 nucleotides. Lineage: Eukaryota; Fungi; Ascomycota; Saccharomycetes; Saccharomycetales; Saccharomycetaceae. The record is from the annotation of a GenBank genome assembly.
AUGCCGUCCGAUACUAUUGGCGGGGAAGCUGCUACUGAAGAGCAUGCUCCACUCUACAAAUGGAGUAGUUGCAGCUCUCUUCUGAAUCCUCCCAAAAACCAAUCAAAAAGCCAAAUCCGCAAGAUUCACAUCUACGAUUUUGACAACACAUUAUUCAAGUCACCAGCUCCUAAUCCUAACCUCCUAUCCUCGUUCUUGUCCAAUGUAUUGACAGACCCUCAACGGCUAAGCAAUGGGGGUUGGUGGAGCGAACCUCGCUUUCUGCUUGAGCUCAUCGAUGAAUGGAUCGAUGCACGAAAUGGAGAUGGAAAUGAUACAGAAAGAGAUUCUAUUGACGGCAUGUACUGGAACAAAGACAUUGUAGACCUAACACGGUUGUCUCAGCAAAGUCCCGAUACGUUAUCGAUUCUAAUGACCGGCAGAAAAGAGAUUUUUUUUGCAGAUGCAUUGAGAAAAGUGCUAGAAGAACCAGUGUUUGGGGGCAAACGGCUGCGGUUCCACGGUGUUUUCUUGAAGAAAAGCGGCUUCGAAACCACAAUGUCGUAUAAAACCUCUUGUCUUACCGACCUGCUUAUGCAUUACGAUAGCUGUCAGGAGAUCACUAUCUAUGAUGACAGAGUAAGACAGCUCCGUGGAUUUCGGCAGUUUUUGUUCGAGUUUGUGGAAGCCAUGCAGCCAUCAUUGCAAUACACGCUCGUCCACGUUCCCGGUCUGAUCAAAUAUUUGCAGCCUUCAAAAGAGCGAAAAAUCAUCUCUAGAAUUUUCAAAGAGCACAAUGAUGCGGCGGCAGGCUUGGGUUCUCGCAACCACGCUCAAGGCGCCCCUCGCCUUUUUUACACGGGCAAGGUUUAUCACAAGGAGAAACGCCUAGGUGCCGCGUACAUCUUAACGACCCAAUCGCGACGAAAACUUGUCGCCUUCAUAGUUCAGACGCUAUCGCCCACCGUUAACCUGGACGACCUGCAUAUCUCUGGGAGAUACAUACUUUGCACAGAACACGGCACAAUUACAAAUCGCAAGAUUGCAACCAUGAUACUGACCGGCUCAGCAGAAGAGCCUUCAGACGAAACAAUAGACGCUUACAUGCAUUUCAUGAAUACUGGCAAUGACAACGCGCGGAUUAGUUUUAUGGUCACCAAAAUUGGCACUGCGCCAAACGGACAAUGCGUAUGCGACGUGAAAUCCGGCGAUGAGACUAGAUAUGUCUAUACCGAGUUCCCAGCGCUCCGGAUUCCUUUGACUGCUCCAAGUAGCCAACUCAUUGACACCUCGCCCGAGCUGUUCAAUGACGACCUUUACACUUGGACUGAUGUCAGCAGUGAAAAGCUCAUGAUUGACGCAGAUUUUGGUUAUAGGUUUGUGCUGACCGCUGUCAUGGCCAAAAAGACCAAAAAAACAAGGAAGGCACGUAUAUGA